Closterium sp. Yama58-4 is the source of this 1347-nucleotide messenger RNA. The record is from the annotation of a GenBank genome assembly. Lineage: Eukaryota; Viridiplantae; Streptophyta; Zygnematophyceae; Desmidiales; Closteriaceae.
AUGAACAUCCAACGCAUGCUUGUGCAGCGGGACAGCGUGCCCUGCGCGGCCAGUGCCCUGACCACUCUGUCUACGGAGCAGGAUCGCCGUAAGCGCAAGGUGAAGCAGGAGUUGCCCCGCCCCCGUAAGGUGACAUCGGCGGGCAGCGGUGUGAGGGGCGCAGGAGAGGUGCCGCCUCCGCCAAGCGACAAUUUGAUUGCCCGUCUUCAAAGGCCCAGCUAUCAGCGCGAUUUCCAGCCGUUGGCGCUUUACGGACCCCAUGGAGUGGGGUGUCAACUGCCAGCACAGGACGUCCUGACGCUCGCUGACGGACAGUGUCUGGCGGACACAGUGGUGGACUUCCACAACAUGGGCCACUACUCGCUGGUCAUAGCGACGAACCUCCGCACAAUGGUCAGCGGGAAGCUAUCCGAGACUGCCGAGGGCGGCGUCGAGCUGGUGCAUUACGAUAGUGCACAGUUGCACACUAAUAAGCCCGAAGUGAUGGAGGGCGUCAAGAGCAUGCUGCUCCUUCUGCACAAAGCUCAGCUGCCCACUGCCGACCGGAAGCAGGCGGAGGACCAUGUGAAGUAUGCCGAAGUCUACGUAAUGCAUCCGGAAGACCACCCACAGCAGUCGAACGCGGUAGACUGUGGGAUUUAUGUCGGCAUGUAUCUUCGCGCCCUGGUUUCAUCCGGCUUUUCAAUCCUCAAACAGUUCAUGACGUUCUACGGCGCGAAGUCACACGCAUACCGGCGCCAGCUCCGCGAAGAGGUGUCCCUCCACGCCACAGGUGACCUUAUUGUGAAGCUGUUUGGGGAGGGUGUGGAGGUUCCCGUGCAGCCUCUUCCCCAGGUGGGAGAACACGGCGCCCUCGUCUUUCCCAAGGAGGACGAAGUCCGCACGGACCUCGCGAGGCAGCAUUUCGGAGGAACAACUGCUGAGUGGAGCGGCACACGAGCUUCAGGCACACGGGACGCCUCUGCUGGCUCUGUCCACGUCCAAGAACGCCGCACAGGUCAGCAGAUUCGGCUGGGCGCAUAUACUGUGGAGCUCGAUGCGGCGUAUGCGUAUGCCGCGGCAGCCUUUGUGAUCAGGCGUAAUGACCACAUCCAGCACGUGAAGGAGCUGACGGACGAGGAGAAGGAGUGCCUGGAGGGGUGUGUUCGCGACGACGUGCGUCAUCUGGUCAAGGCACGGAUGUGGUGGAGGUGGCGUCAGUGGAGGACAGCGCUGGCAGAGCUGGGCAUCGAGCCUGGUACUCCAUUCCCACUGGAAAACAGUGGCACGCGGUCGCCGGACAACAGCAGCAGCGAUGAAGACGUGCAAGUCAGGAUGGGUCAUGGUGUGGAGACGGUGUGCGAUUAG